Molecule: messenger RNA, 1747 nt
Organism: Punica granatum (pomegranate)
Lineage: Eukaryota; Viridiplantae; Streptophyta; Magnoliopsida; Myrtales; Lythraceae
Source: RefSeq, a predicted model, not a curated record
ACCAUCAAAGUAAUUAACACUACCCCAUCAUCCGCACCAUACACCAAUCCAAGACAUGAGCCCUUCUUCUUCACUCCCUCUCCUCCUCAUCCUCUUAUUCUGCAGCAUCAAACUCGGGUUCUCCGCCUGCCACGCCGACGAUGAGGCGGGCCUAUUGGGUUUCAAGUCGGGCAUUACGGCCGACCCCUCGGGGAUCCUCUCGACGUGGAAGGCGGGCUCCGACUGCUGCACCUGGGCAGGCGUAGCAUGCCGUGAAAACAACCGCGUCACGAGCCUCGCCCUCACGGGCCAGCCCGAUAAGCCCUCGGGUUACCUGUCGGGGACGAUCUCGUCUUCUCUGUCCAAAGUCCAGAACUUAGAUGGCAUCUACCUCAUCGACCUCAGGAACCUCACCGGUCCUUUCCCGAGUUUCCUAUUCGGGCUGCCGAAGCUUCUGUAUGUGUACAUAGAGAAUAACAUGCUCUCAGGCCCGAUACCGGGAACCAUCGGGAAACUGAACCAGUUCGGUGCAUUAAGCCUGGAGGGGAACCGGUUCACCGGUCCGAUCCCUAGCUCGAUCUCCAAGCUGACGCAGCUCACUCAGCUCAAACUCGGAGGGAAUCGUCUUACCGGAACAAUCCCGGCCGGGAUUCAGAAACUCAAGAACCUAACAUUUCUGAGCCUGGAAAGGAACCAGCUCACUGGGCCAGUACCGGACUUUCUGGGAUCCUUGCUGGAUCUUAGGAUCCUCCGGCUCUCCUACAACAAACUCUCCGGCGGCUUCCCGGCAGGCAUUUCUUCCCUGGCUCCAAAAUUACAGUACCUCGAACUAGGCCAUAAUGCCCUCACCGGACGAAUCCCGGAAUUCCUAGGAAAGUUCACGGCACUGGACACGUUGGACUUGUCGGCGAACCGGUUCUCAGGGACGGUUCCGAAGAGCUUCCAGAAUCUCACCAAGAUCUUCAACCUCAACCUCUCCCACAACCUUCUACAGGACCCGUUCCCCGCGAUGAACGUUAAGGGCAUCGAAUCCUUGGACUUAUCAUACAACAUGUUUCACCUAGGUAAGAUCCCGAGCUGGGUCACGUCGUCCCCGCUCAUAUACUCCCUGAAAUUGGCCAAGUGCGGGAUCAAGAUGAAAUUGGAUGACUGGAUCCCAAAAGAGACUUACUUCUACGACUACAUCGACUUAUCCGAGAACGAGAUAUCGGGCACCCCUAUAGGGCUACUGAACCGAACCGAACUCCUCGUGGGCUUCUGGGCCUCAGGCAACAAGUUGCAGUUCGACAUGGGGAAGCUGCCGAUCGCGAAGUCGAUGAAGCAGUUAGAUCUGUCCCGGAAUCUAAUAUUCGGGAAGGUGCCGGAUGCGGUGUCGGGUUUGGGUAGCUUGAAUGUGAGCUAUAACCAUCUGUGCGGGAAGCUCCCGGCGACGAAGUUUCCGGCGAGUUCUUUCGUCGGUAACAAUUGCUUGUGCGGCUCGCCGCUGGCUCCUUGCAAAUAGUGACGGCGGCGACUCGACGCCGUUAGAAAGGACGGUUGAGAUGUAUCGGUUGAUGUAACGUUGUGACGGUGCUAUUAAUUGAGUGGGGCAACAUUAGUAAUGAAUAAAAGGGUCCGAAUGUGAUACUAUGUUGUGAUGAGGGUUCAUUAAUAGUAUCUAUCUAUAUUUAUAUUUAUAUAUAGAUAAGAUAUAGAAGAUAGAGAUAUGAUAUGAUGUUAGAGGAUAAUCAACACGUGGCAAUAUAAUUGUUUAUAUGUUUGACGAUUC